AUGGGCUUGGGGCGAAGUGGAAGAGGCACAGGGGGCAUGGGGGGAAGUGGCUUGAAUGUAACUGGCUUGGACGCAACGGACUUGGGAGAAGCGACGGACUUCAGGGGAGAUGGCCUGGAAGCAACAACUGGCCUGGAAGCAACAACUGGCCUGGAAGCAACAACUGGCCUGGAAGCAACAACUGGCCUGGAAGCAACAACUGGCCUGGAAGCAACAACUGGCCUGGAAGCAACAACUGGCCUGGAAGCAACAACUGGCCUGGAAGCAACAACUGGCCUGGAAGCAACAACUGGCCUGGAAGCAACAACUGGCCUGGAAGCAACAACUGGCCUGGAAGCAACAACUGGCCUGGAAGCAACAACUGGCCUGGAAGCAACAACUGGCCUGGAAGCAACAACUGGCCUGGAAGCAACAACUGGCCUGGAAGCAACAACUGGCCUGGAAGCAACAACUGGCCUGGAAGCAACAACUGGCCUGGAAGCAACAACUGGCCUGGAAGCAACAACUGGCCUGGAAGCAACAACUGGCCUGGAAGCAACAACUGGCCUGGAAGCAACUGUCCUGGAAGCAAAAGCAACUGACCUGUACGGAACUUUCCUGGGAGCAAUCAGCGGGGGAGCAGCGGGCCUGGGAGCAGGAGGCCCUGCGUUUGGGUGGGGGUGGCGGUAUUGCGGCGGAACAUAA
Penicillium brevicompactum is the source of this 684-nucleotide messenger RNA. RefSeq lists its product as uncharacterized. The record is from RefSeq and is a predicted model, not a curated record. The transcript has a single exon. Lineage: Eukaryota; Fungi; Ascomycota; Eurotiomycetes; Eurotiales; Aspergillaceae. Bases 1 to 684 code for a protein of 227 amino acids.